Messenger RNA from Exserohilum turcica Et28A, 2018 nucleotides. RefSeq lists its product as uncharacterized. The transcript has 2 exons. Gene Ontology annotation, molecular function: RNA polymerase II C-terminal domain phosphoserine binding. Bases 150 to 1559 code for a protein of 469 amino acids. Gene Ontology annotation, biological process: positive regulation of transcription elongation by RNA polymerase II; transcription elongation by RNA polymerase II. NCBI's taxonomy places the organism in Eukaryota, Fungi, Ascomycota, Dothideomycetes, Pleosporales, Pleosporaceae. Gene Ontology annotation, cellular component: nucleus; Cdc73/Paf1 complex. The record is from RefSeq and is a predicted model, not a curated record.
CGAGUGGCAACCUCACCCGCCGCGCCCGCCGACCUGCCCACCACGUGUGCGACGUGCAUUUCUGCUGUUUUGGCAUCGCCGCCCUGCUCGCGACCCGCCCGUGUCUCUGCACCCGCCAAAACCCCCAGCCAGCCUGCUCCGUCGCGACCAUGUCCGACGCGGGCCACGACCCAACCCUGUCCGACGACGACGCCAAUGGCCAUGCCACGCCUGCUGAGAAUGCCGACGGCGGCUCGCCGCUGAACACGGUCGAGGACCACGGCCUGGACGAUGACGACGACGACGAUCUGUUUGGCGACGGCGGCGACGGCGACGACGACGAUGGAAAUGCACUGGAUGCGCAGCCGGAGCCGCGCAAGCUCGACGAUGAAGAGCUCGACUCGGGCGACGACGAGGGCCGGGCAGAUCGCGCCCGCCAGCCCGAGGCGCUCGAGGAGGUUGAGCAGCAGACGUUUGCCUACAUGGACGCCGACCUUGUGCGCCAUGCCGUCCCCGAGCCCACCGACAACGAACUCUACCUCCUCAAGGUCCCGCGCUUCUUGUCGUUUGACGACAAGGCCUUUGACCACAAGACAUUCCAGCCGCCGACGACAGACCACCACUCCAAAGUCGGCGCGUCGGAGCACUUUUCCGCCUACAACACUGCCAUGACCACGAUCCGGUGGCGGCGCUCCCCCUCGAAUAACGCGGUUCUGCAGUCCAACGCUCGCAUCCUGAGAUGGUCGGACGGUUCUCUUACGCUGCAACUCGCGAGCGACCCUACCGUGCAGUUUGACAUUGACGCCAACACGCUUGCGCCGCCACAAGUAAACCCCAAGAUUCCCACGCCAACAGCCGUCAAGGAGGACAAGAGCGGCGCCAAGACAAACGCGAAGAAGGAGAGCUACACAUAUCUCGUUGCUCCAUACGAGGAGGCCAAUGUUAUGCGUGUAACCAACAAGCUCACAGCAUCACUCAACGUCGUGCCCGCCGCAAACACCAAAGACGCCGCGCUCGAGAAGCUGCAAAACGACCUCGCAAAGGUUGCGUCCAAGGGCCGCGACGACGCCGACCAAGCCAUUUCCUUUAUCAACGUAGACGAAGACCCCGAGCUCCGUAGGCAGCGCGAAGAAGCCACAUUCAAAGAGAAGCAGCGACAAUUGCGCGCCCGUGAGAAGCACGAAGCCCGCCAGGCAGAGCGCGCGAACCGCUCCAUGGGCCGCAGCGGUGGUCGUUCAUCAGGAGGUGGCCUCGAUAUUGAUGGUUUGGAAGACCGCGCUCCUCGCAAACAACAGCAUAGAAAAAGCGGUAUACGGCGUGAUUGGAGCGAUGACGAAGACUAUGGUGGUCCUCAGAGGAAUCGUGUCGACGACUAUGACGAGGAGGAUGACUUUAUCGCCGCUAGUGAUGAGGAGCCGGAGAUUGUUGAGGAUGACGAUGAUCCAGAUGAAGGUAUCGCGCCUAGUCCGAAGAGAUCAAGAGGGGGGGCCGUUGCCGCCGACGACGAUGACGAUGAUGAAGUUGUUAUCAGCCGGACAAAGCGGAGACGUGUGGUGGACGACGACGAGGACGAAGAGUAGGAUUAUCAUUCGUAUAUCACACGCAGAGCCAGACACAAUCUAUCUUGCUCGGCCAUUAGUAUCUCAUUUGGAUACAGCAUAGCCCGGAGUUGGUUUGUACGAGUAUCAUUCAGCAUUACUAUUUAUGCAAGAGAUUGACAUUUCCAGUUGUGAUGACUACUUUGUCUAGAAUGAUAUAUUAUGGGUCGUAGGCCUCCAGUCCUUGAAUAGCCGCUUUACUUGCCAGAUGCAUACUAGUGCAUGCACGAGUAUACAACCUUGACUCACCUUUUAUUCUCUCCGACUGCAGUUCCAGAAUGAUGCAGUAGAGAAGUUUGAAGUUUGACUAAAGAUGAGUACAUCAGAAAGCUUGCGGCUGGGGUGGAUCGGCCUCGGAUCCAUGGGUCUGGCCAUGGCAACAAACAUGCAAAAACACAUGCAGCAACAACAAAACGCCUUUCCACCACUCAAAUACUGGAA